AUGUCUGAUUCUGCUGUGCACAGCCGGAAAAGUCGGAAAAACCAACCAGAGAAAGUCAAAGAAACUCCUGUCGAAGAUGUCCCCGUUGAAGAACUUCUGCCAGUCUCAAGCCACGAGAGGCCGCAAUUGACUAGAAACCAUUCUCGUCACUCUCGCCAUAAGAAUGCCAAAGUGAAGCUGGAUCUUAAGAAAAAAUUGUACCAGUCAAGAAGAGUCACAUUUAUUUUGGGUACUAUCAUUGGACUUUUGGCCACUGUGGUGAUCACUGCCAUGCUGUCUGACGACAUCAAAGGCGAAUUGGAUAAGUUGAUCAACUUUGACUCUUUCAAUGUCUUCCUAGACGAUUGGAAGGGUGCAUUGCCCCUUAGUUUGCAGCAAAUGCUUGAUGACUCUAAUAGUGGCGCAAAGAAUGAGCUUCAUGGCUCUGCAGAAUCCUUCUCGGUGGGUCGGAGAAUGACCAAGAAAUAUAAUAUGACUGAUAAGUACAAUGUGGUGAUGGUGCCUGGUGUCAUUUCCACCGGAAUCGAGUCGUGGGGACUCAGUGAAGAUGGUGACUGUCCCUCAUCUGCCCAUUUCCGUAAGAGAUUAUGGGGCUCCUUUUAUAUGUUGCGUACCAUGGUCUUGGACAAAGCAUGUUGGCUCAAGCACAUCAAGCUUGACCCUAUCACGGGCUUGGACCCUCCAGGUAUCAAACUCAGGGCGUCGCUGGGUUUCGAUGCUGCAGAUUUCUUCAUGGCGGGCUACUGGAUCUGGAAUAAGAUUCUCCAGAAUUUGGCAGUUAUUGGUUACGGCCCAAACAACAUGAUCAGUGCUGCCUACGACUGGAGAUUGGCGUACCUUGACUUGGAAAAACGUGAUGGCUACUUUUCCAAGUUGAAGAUGCAAAUAGAAACAACUUACAGACUCAAUGGCGAGAAGACUUACUUGGUUGGCCACUCCAUGGGAUCUCAAGUGGUGAUCUACUUCAUGAAGUGGGUUGAGGCUGAGGGUGAGUUCUAUGGUAAUGGAGGAAAAGACUGGUGUAACAAGUACUUAGCAGGGUUCAUCAAUAUCAGUGGAUCUGUCUUGGGUGCGCCUAAGGCCAUUCCAGCCUUGAUUUCUGGAGAAAUGAAGGACACCGUGCAGUUAAACCAGUUAGCCGUUUACGGAUUGGAGAAAUUCUUUUCUAAGAAGGAGAGAGUGGACAUGUUGCGGACGUUUGGAGGUGUGCCAUCCAUGAUUCCAAAGGGAGGGAAUGUAAUCUGGGGAGAUUUGGCCAAAUCUCCAGACGACCCAACCAAUGAACUCCAAACGGACGUUUCUGAUGUUGAAAUCAGCGGAUAUAAGAACGAAUCUUUUGGACCAUUCAUCAGAUACCAUGCUAGUAAGAGCGACGCUUCAUCCAUAACGGGUAUCACUGAAGAGAAGAAGGAUUUCACUAUGGAAGAAAGCAUUGGUUUCCUUUUGAAGGGAUCGCCAGAUUGGUUUUCCAACAGAAUUAAGGAGCAAUAUUCCUUUGGUAUUGCCAAGACCAAGAAGGAGCUCAAAGCCAACGACCAGGAUCACUCCAAGUGGUCGAACCCAUUGGAGAUUGAGCUCCCUAAUGCUCCGGACAUGAAAAUCUUCUGUUUCUACGGUGUGGGAAACCCAACUGAGAGAGCUUACACUUACAAAGAAGACGACACUAACUCGGGAUUGCCAUUUGUGAUCGAUACUGACAGCCCAAACCCAGUCUUUUUCGGUGAUGGAGAUGGAACGCUUUCGUUGAUGACACACUCCAUGUGCCAUGAAUGGCAGAAGGAAGGCACUAGAUACAAUCCAGCUAACAUCAACGUGAAGGUGGUGGAGAUCAAGCAUGAGCCAGACAGAUUUGAUAUCAGAGGAGGUGCAAGAACUGCAGAGCAUGUUGAUAUUCUUGGAUCUGCCGAGUUGAACGAGCUAAUCCUCAAAGUUGUGUCCGGAAACGAGCACCUCAUCAACACCACCUAUGUAUCUGAGUUGCAUGAUAUUGUUGCCAACCUCGAUAUUUAA
Molecule: messenger RNA, 2010 nt
Organism: Sungouiella intermedia
Lineage: Eukaryota; Fungi; Ascomycota; Pichiomycetes; Serinales; Metschnikowiaceae
Source: the annotation of a GenBank genome assembly